Acanthopagrus latus (yellowfin seabream) is the source of this 1033-nucleotide messenger RNA. RefSeq names its product transmembrane protein 81 (gene tmem81). The record is from RefSeq and is a predicted model, not a curated record. NCBI's taxonomy places the organism in Eukaryota, Metazoa, Chordata, Actinopteri, Spariformes, Sparidae. Bases 217 to 999 code for a protein of 260 amino acids. The transcript is spliced from 6 exons.
CGUCACGACACACAGUUUGAAUUAAAAUACACGAGAUGAUCCGAUGCAGCAGUUUGGACACCGUCUCUUCUUCUUCUCUUUGUGUUUGACUUCAAUUUCACGACAAUCAGUGAACUUUGACUUCCCCGUCAGCUUCAACUGGACCUUUAAACCCAGAAUCAGCCGAGUGUCAUAAGAAGUACUGGAUGUUGUGCAGAUUUUCCAUCAGACAUUGAAAUGCAGCGUGUGACUGCUGGACUUCACCUCCUCAUCGUCCUCGUCCUCCUCCUCCUCCUCCAUCCUCUGACCUCAGCUGACCUGGAGGAGGAAGAUGAAGUGCCGGUGGAGGUCAUCGUCAACGGCUCCCCCUGCAGCGUCACCUGUGGGCCCGGCGUGAAAACUCAAACCCUGUGCGUACUGAAAGACGGCAAGACGGCGGUGGAGGAAGACGUGAGGAGUAAAGCUGGAGCAGAGGUGUCGGAGGAGUGUCGUGUCCGUAAGGUGAAGUGUGUGGAGUCGUGGCGCUGUGGACUCAGGACGAUGACCGUGACCUCAGGACAGAGGGUGGACAUCGACUGUCUGGGAGAAGUCAUGGAGGCGAUGGGGAAGUUCUCCUGGAGGGUGUCAUGGCGCUACGCUCGAGGAAUAAUCAGCUCUGACGACUCUCUGUUCAAGCGCUGGGAGGCUCCUCUUCUGGGCCGAGUGGUUCUGGACCCGGUCAGGGAGGAGGACGCAGGAACUUAUCGCUGUGACGUGCAGGACGCCUCCUUCCGGAGAGUGAAACAGGUUUACUGGGGGAUCCGGGUUUUGCCCGUUGAAGUUCUCAAUCUGGACUACGAAACCUCUCUGGCCCAGUGGAGCUCUGCAGGAAACCAGAAGAACCAGACUGUGCCAGACAUCCACGAGACCGUGGCAGCGCUUGUUCAUGCGGUUCUGAUGGGCUCGAUCAUCGGAGGCGUCGUGACUUUUCUGAUCUUGCUGAGCCUCAUCCUGCUGAUGAAGAGACUCCGUGGUUGUUAGAGAUGUUAGAGAUUAAAGAAAGACAGCGACAUUA